AUGUCUCUUUCUAGCAAAAUUAUAGAAAGCCGUGAUUCGAGGCUUUGUCGCUCGACCUCCCACCAGAGUCCAACAGUGACCAGAAUUGCUUUGGCUUCAGCGGCCGCACUGAAGGCCAAGUGGGAUAAACUGGCUUACUUGAUGAACAAAUACUAUCAGAGGCAGGCCUGGAAUGCGGUCCUCAGAACCUUUUGCAAAAUGAUGACAGAUAUGUGUAAAAAGAGUAAAGCAGAGUCCAACUGUGAUGCUCAGGAGCUAUCUGGAAGGACAGCAAAGACCAUGAAGUCGGAUGAUGCUGAGAUGACGGAAGACCAAAUUCCUGAAGAGGAAACACUGUCUGAGGACAAAGCCUUUGAUAAUGAAACAGACUACAGAACUGUAAUAAAGGAAAAGUUUUAUAUUAAAUGGGAUAAGAGCUCUUAUCUUGGCCAAUCGGCAACUUUAAAUCAUGGAAUUACUCAUAAAGACCAAAAGCUGUUGGCAAGUAUGUUUGAGGAUGUCAAAAUUUGCACAUUCCCACAAACAGUAAUCCUUUGGGGAGCUGCUGGAAUUGGGAAGACAACGUUGUUGAGAAAGGCAAUGUUAGAAUGGGCAGAUGGCAAUAUCUAUCAGCAAUUUACCUAUGUUUUUUAUCUCAAUGGGAAAGAAGUUAACCAAUCAAAGGAUAAAAGCUUUGUUCAGUUAAUAUCCAAUAAUUGGCCUAACUCUGAAGGCCCCAUUGAAAAGAUUCUGUCCGAUCCCAGAAAUCUCCUUUUUAUAAUCGAUAGUUUUGAUGAGCUGGACUUCUCCUUUGAAGAGCCAGAGUUUGCACUAUGUACAGAUUGGACCCAGAAGCACCCAGUGUCCUUUCUCAUUAGCAGUUUGCUGAGGAAAGUAAUGCUUCCUGAGUCAUUCUUAUUAGUAACAACAAGACCCACAGCUUGGAAGAAACUGGUGUCCUUGUUACAUAACCCUCGUUGUAUAAAGAUGCCAGGACUGUCUAAGAAUGCAAGAAUGGGCUACCUUCACCAUUUGUUGAAAGAUAAGACAUGGGCUAUAGAUGCAAUCUGUUCAAUAAGAAAACACGAGAGGCUUUUUAGCAUAUGCCAUGUCUACCACAUGUGCCAGGUUAUCUGUACUUGUCUGAAGGAGCAAGUGGAGAAAGGUGGUAAUGUUGCAGUUGCAGCAACCUGCCAGACCACCACAGCUCUGUUUACAUGCUAUAUCUGCAGCUUAUUUUCACAGGUAGAUUCGAGCUGUGUUAGUCUGCCCAAUGAAACACUACUGAGGAGCCUGUGCCAGGCAGCUGCUGAAGGCAUUUGGACUAUGAAACACAUACUCUACAAGAAAAAUCUCAGACAACAUGAGUUAACCAGAGAUGACCUCUCAGUUUUCCUGAAUGUAAAUGUGCUUCAGGAGGACAUCGAGUAUAAAAACUGCUAUGCAUUCACGCACCUCCAUGUUCAGGAGUUUUUUGCAGCUUUGUUCUACUUGUUAAGACAGAAUCCAGAAAAAAGGGACUAUCCCAUCAAAUCCUUUGAAAACUUGUAUCCAUUGCUUGAAAGCAAUAGUUCUCAUGACCCUCAUCUGGAGCAAAUGAAAUGCUUUUUGUUUGGUCUACUGAAUAAAGAUCGAGUACAACAACUGGAGGAAACUUUCAACUUUACAAUAUCCAUGGACAUCAAAGGGGAGUUACUUACGUGUUUGGAAGCAUUAGAAAAAGAUGACUCAAGUCCAUCACAGCUGACAUUUCUGGACUUGCUUCACUGUCUAUAUGAGACUCAAGAUAGAGAGUUCAUAUCUCAGGCACUGAGCUAUUUCCCAAGGAUUACUGUGAAAGUUAUGGAACAAACUCAGUUGCUUAUAUAUUCAUUCUGCCUUAAGCACUGCUAUUCUCUGCAAACUAUUAAAUUGACUGCAGUGGCAGAGUUAAGAAAUCUGUUGGACUUAAACCCUCCUAUAGCUGAAACUUGGGAUGGAGAUCAAAUCAUGCACUACUGGCAAGAUCUGUUUUCUGUGCUUCAUAAAAAUGAAUCCCUGAGAGAAAUGGACCUUUAUGAAAGCAGACUUGAUGAAUCAUUGAUGAAGAUUUUAAAUGAAGAAUUAAGUCACCCAAAGUGUAAACUACAAAAACUACUGUUAGGAUCUGUCUGCUUCUUGAAUAGUUGUCAGGAUUUUAGCUUUUUGGCUAACUGUCAUACCCUGACACAUCUUGACCUGAAAGACUCCAACUUAGAAGACAGUGGGUUAAGGAACUUAUGUGAAGCCUUGAAAUGCCAACAGUGUAAUUUACGGGUGCUGAGGUUGGAAUCCUGUGCCCUGAAUGUAAUCCGUUGUCUGAAAUUAUCAGAGGCCCUCUACAGGAAUAGGAGCCUGGUAUUUCUCAAUCUGUCUACCAAUAAUCUGACAGAUAAUGGGGGGCAGUCACUGUGUAAGAUCAUUGAAAACCCCAACUGUCGCCUAGAGAGACUGUCCUUAGCAAGCUGUGGCCUAACAAAAGCUGUGUGUGAUGUUCUUUCCUUGGCUCUCACCAAAAGCAAGAGGCUGACACAUUUAUGCUUGGCAGAUAACUUCUUGGAAGAUGAGGGGAUAAAGCUGCUCAGCGAUGCCUUGAAACAUCCACAGUGUACUCUCCAGAGCCUUGUGUUGAGGUGUUGCCAUUUCACCCAGGUUGGUGGUGAGUUUCUCUCCUCUGCUCUUCUGAGCAACAGGAGUUUGAUACAUCUGGACCUGGGAUCAAACAGUCUUCACGACAGUGGGAUAAAGCUUCUGUGUCAUGUCCUUCAGCAGUCAACCUGCACUCUUCAGGAACUCGAGUUGAUGGGCUGUGUUCUCACGAGUGAGGGUUGUCGGGAUCUGGCUUCUGUUCUUGUGAACAGCCCAAACCUGUGGAGCCUAGAUUUUGGGAACAACAACUUAAGGGAUGCUGGCCUGCAAAUCCUGUGUGAAGCUUUAAAAAAUCCAAACUGCCACAUUCAGAGGUUAGGAUUGGAAAACUGUGGUUUAACCUCUGUUUGCUGUCAGGAUCUCUUAAGUCUUUUUUAUAAAAGCCAAAGUUUGGUACAAAUGAACUUAAUGAAGAAUCCACUCGGUUAUGACACACUUAGGAAGCUAUGUCAAGUCCUGAGGUCUCCAACAUGCAAAAUUAAAUUUCUAGCGUUGGACAAAAAAGAAAUUUACAGGAAGAAAAUCAAGAGGUUUCUGAAUGAUGUAAGAACUAGCAAUCCACAACUGGUGAUUAUGCCACACUAUUGCAAUACAGAAAGUGGGUACUGGUGGCAGUAUUUCUGAAGACCAUUCACGUGCCUUUAAAAAUUAAA
This is a messenger RNA of Phodopus roborovskii (desert hamster), 3299 nucleotides long. RefSeq names its product NLR family pyrin domain containing 14 (gene Nlrp14). Gene Ontology annotation, molecular function: protein binding. Gene Ontology annotation, biological process: regulation of inflammatory response. Gene Ontology annotation, cellular component: cytoplasm. Lineage: Eukaryota; Metazoa; Chordata; Mammalia; Rodentia; Cricetidae. The record is from RefSeq and is a predicted model, not a curated record.